Molecule: messenger RNA, 360 nt
Organism: Stylonychia lemnae
Lineage: Eukaryota; Ciliophora; Spirotrichea; Sporadotrichida; Oxytrichidae
Source: the annotation of a GenBank genome assembly
AUGUAGUUAAAAGGUUCUCCAUCUAAUAACAACUUCUCAUCAUAGAUUGCUAGCUAUUAAGUUCAUAAAGUAAUUUCUACAUAAUUUUAUCACUAUGUUGAAGAAAAGCAAACUUUGCAAUUAUGGAAUUAUACUGGAGGAAGUGGCCAAAUUCCAAGGUGCUUUGAUAAAUUUUGCAAGAGCUUUGUAAUUUCACUUUUAGAACCUGAUAUGAAACUAACCUAUCCAAAGCCUAACAUUAUAUUGGAUAACUAAAGCAGUGGUUCUCCAACUAAUUCCUAGAAUUUUAAUUCAAGCCUCUCUCUCGGAUUUUAAGGGGGAAGAUAAAAAAAGAUUAAUUUUCUCUUCUCAAGUGACUGA